Staurois parvus is the source of this 399-nucleotide messenger RNA. The record is from the annotation of a GenBank genome assembly. Lineage: Eukaryota; Metazoa; Chordata; Amphibia; Anura; Ranidae.
ACGCACAGACACAUGUACAUACAUACACAGACACAUGUAUGUACAUGCACACAGACACAUGUACACACAUACAUGUACAUACACACAGACACAUGUACAUGCAUACACAGACACACACGUACACACACACCCCUAUAAAAAGUUGCAGUACUUUGUUGUUCACUCACAGAGCCGGGUACUGCACUCUAGAGGGAGGCAGAGAGCACAGCACACACUCCUUCCUUUGCUUUCACUGCGCUCAGCUAUUGAGCAGUCUGACGGCUCCCAGUGCCAAUGACAGAUCCGGCCUGAGCUCCGAGCCUGCUCAGCAAGAUGGCCCUGGGGGACACACUCGCCCCCCAUCAUAAUUUCCACUCGCCAUUGGCGAGCAGGCGAGUGGAAGUUUCAAGACCUGCUCUA